Branchiostoma belcheri (Belcher's lancelet) is the source of this 970-nucleotide messenger RNA. Its product is annotated as mucin-5AC-like. Lineage: Eukaryota; Metazoa; Chordata; Leptocardii; Amphioxiformes; Branchiostomatidae. The record is from RefSeq and is a predicted model, not a curated record. The transcript has 6 exons. Gene Ontology annotation, molecular function: protein binding. The coding region runs from base 242 to 970 and encodes 242 amino acids.
CUCUAUACUUUUACCUCAUAGCAAAUCGUGUGCUUGCCUGCCGUCUUCUACUUUUGACUUCGUCUUCGUCCCCGACGUUGUAUCUCGAAGAGGUUUAGGUUCAAGAGUUAACAUCAUAGCCAAGGACUUGUACAAUACACCACGUAACGAUUUUAAGUGGCGUUCAAAGUUUCCUGACGCCUGGGAACCCAGCCUGCUGUGUCGGUCGCGUGAAUUUUCGCCUGGAUACUGUUACUACAUAAUGCUUAAUCUUCAGUACGCAGAAGCAGAUAGAAAUAUUAAAUUUACCCUUCAAGGCAGGAGCCUAAAGGACAUGCUUGAGUUGAACAAGGUACAUCCGGAUCCAGCACCACAAGUUCUGCCUACCUACUCAGUAUCAGAGGAAAAAAUGACCUGCGACGAUAAUCACGAACUCGGCAAGAUUCCAAAGACAAAAGAAGAACCCGGGAACAUCACAAAUAUUGAAUCACAGUUGAAAGAAAGGACCUCACGGUGCACACGCCGACGGAUAAUUUUCUCUGUAGCAGUCGGGGUCUUCAUUGUAAUCGCUGUGACCGUUCCAGUAGUUUGCCUUACAGUUGGAUGUCCUCCAUCAAACAAUACAACAUCGAAUGGUACAAUGGAUCAUCUCCAUGUUACCAUCCUAACGACAUUUACAAGUAGCCCUCGAACAACAUCCAAUACGAUUAAUCCCGGAAGUAGUCAACAACCGGUGUCCGAAACGUCACAUCCUCCCACUACAAGUACUUCAAAAGCAGAAACUUCUCAGCAAACACAAGGCAAUACAACAUCUAGUGACACAGAUCCUACGACAACAACAACUCAGGCAAAGUCUUGCAGUGACCAGAACUUAUUUGAAUGUAAUUCUACCGGAGAGUGUAUCUCUCGGGAACUGCGAUGCAACGGUAUCAAUGAUUGUGUUCCAGAUGGGGAAGACGAGAAGAACUGCCCGGGUAAGACCAACACUUAA